ACACUCUACUUACUUUGUUUUUUUUUUUAAAUGAAUCAUACCUCUGUACUUUUUAGAUAAUAAAAUGUUGGGCAGUUAAAAUUGUCCCUACUCUGUUGUGUUCAAAAUUUGUGACUUGUGGUUCCGUGCUCAACUUUUGCAUCUCAAUAAGCACUUUGUUUCAAGUAGAUGCCCCUUUUCUCUUUUGGAAACAGAGAGAGAAAGAGAGAGGGAGAAUCCUGGUGCUGUGUCCAUUGCUUCCCUCGUGGUUUUGCAUCAAUCCUUGUCGCCUAUAUGUAACUCAUGAUUCCUGUCCCUUUUGGAGGGUUCCUUCUUUGUAACAUGUUGCUGCUUUAUUGAAACCCUGUUAUCUCAAUCACCUUCCUUGUUCCUCUUUGCAACUCCCACUGCAAAACCCACCUCAAAUUUUUCCAGCGAAACCACUCAAUUGGAGCUUGUUUUGAUCAAAAGUUGGAGACUUGCGCUGAUGGGGCACUUCUCUGAGGUUCUAAAGGUGCUGUGUAUCCUCUGUUUGAUGAAAUGUGUGAGUGGGAUCGGCGCAAAUUGGGGGACGCAGGCGAGCCAUCCUUUACCGCCGGACAUCGUGGUUCAGAUGCUGAAGGAUAAUGGAUUUCAGAAAGUGAAGCUCUUCGAUGCAGAGGAUGAUAUUAUGGAUGCAUUAAGAAAGAGCGGGAUUCAGGUGAUGGUCGGAAUCCCGAACGAUUUGUUGGCAGGCCUCGCAUCAAGCGAGAAAACGGCGGAGAAUUGGGUCUCGACGAAUGUUUCUAAGCAUGUAGAUGGUGGAGUGGAUAUCAGGUAUGUCGCCGUUGGGAAUGAGCCGUUCCUGCAGACAUUCAAUGGCAGCUACCUCCAAACGACAUUCCCGGCACUCCAAAACAUCCAAGCCGCGCUGAUCAAAGCCGGCCUAAGUAACCAAGUCAAGGUCACCGUCCCGCUCAACGCUGAUGUGUAUGAGUCGUCCAGCGGUCUCCCCUCUGACGGUGACUUUCGUUCCAACAUCCACGACCUCAUGCUUUCUAUAGUGAAGUUCCUUAAUGACAAUGCUGCCCCCUUCACCGUCAACAUCUACCCCUUCAUUUCCCUCUACGACGACCCCAACUUCCCCCUCGACUAUGCCUUUUUCCAAGGCGCCGCGUCGCCCGUCAUCGACGGCUCAAUUACGUACAACAACGUGUUCGAUGCGAAUCACGACACGCUGGUCGCCGCGCUCCGCAAGAAUGGGUUUGGCAAUCUCUCAAUCAUCAUUGGUGAGAUAGGGUGGCCGACGGACGGCGACAUGAAUGCGAAUUUACAAUACGCUCGGCAGUUCAACCAGGGUUUCAUGAAUCACAUCUCUUCGAACCAGGGCACGCCGUUACGGCCUGGACCUGUGGACGCCUACCUCUUUAGCUUGAUUGACGAAGACGAGAAAAGCAUCCAACCAGGGAACUUCGAGAGGCAUUGGGGGAUAUUCUACUACGACGGCAUGCCGAAGUAUCAGCUCUCUCUUGGAUCUACGAAUUCAACAUUGGUCGGUGCAAAGGGAGUGAAGUAUCAAGAUAAGAAGUGGUGUGUGUUCAAGCCAACAGCAAGCCUGGAUGACCCGAAGGUGGCACCUAGCGUGAGCUAUGCAUGUGGGAACGCCGACUGCACGAGUUUAGGAUACAAAACGUCGUGUGGCGAUCUCGAUGCGAGGGGGAACAUAUCAUACGCGUUCAAUAGCUACUUCCAGGAGAACGACCAGGACAGUCGUGCUUGCGACUUCUCGCAUUUAGCCACUGUUACCACUGAGGAUCCAUCGACGCCGACGUGUAAGUUUAUCAUCAUGAUCGACGCCGACUCGGCAGCAUCAUGGAGAUUGAGGCCGGUGGAAGGGGGAAGUGGUGUAGCGUACUUAGGAUUGAUCUCCUUUCUUACACUUUUGUUGGUGGCACUGUGAUGUAUAUGGUGGUAGUGUUUGAAAAUUUUUUCCCCCCAUCUUUUAUCCUGUUACAUUUUGGAAAUAGUUUGUAUUGUCUUAUUCUUUGUGAUCACAAUAAGGUUUCACAAUCUGGCAUCUCCUUUUGUAGAUGUAGUAA
Ananas comosus (pineapple) is the source of this 2057-nucleotide messenger RNA. RefSeq names its product glucan endo-1,3-beta-glucosidase 6-like. Gene Ontology annotation, biological process: carbohydrate metabolic process. Gene Ontology annotation, molecular function: hydrolase activity, hydrolyzing O-glycosyl compounds. Gene Ontology annotation, cellular component: plasma membrane. The transcript has 3 exons. The record is from RefSeq and is a predicted model, not a curated record. Lineage: Eukaryota; Viridiplantae; Streptophyta; Magnoliopsida; Poales; Bromeliaceae. The coding region runs from base 467 to 1918 and encodes 483 amino acids.